AUGCCUGUUUUCACUGAAUCCACCGCCUCCACGCGUGAGCUUCGUGUUCUACCCUCUUUUGCCCCGCCACUCCCCCGCCUGAAUGCCCCUUUCUCUCACCAACAAAACCCGGAUAGGUAUGAAGUAGUUAUCGUCGGCGCCGGACCCGCCGGGCUCAUGUUAAACCUUCUGCUCGCCCGAUACGGCCUCAGCGACGAGUCACUUCUCUGCGUUGACGCCAAACCAGGCACCCUGAAAUCCGGCCAGGCGGACGGCCUGCAGCCGCGCACCCUAGAGGUCUUCAAGAGCCUGGGACUCGCGGACGAGAUCCUCACUGACGGCUGCCACAUGGAGGAAGUGGCCUUCUGGAACCCGUCCGCCAACCCGGACGAGAUCAUCGAGCGCACAGCCAUCGUGCCCGAUGUCGCCGUGCCGGCGCGCUAUCGCCACGAGGUCACCAUCCACCAGGGUCGCAUCGAGCGCAUCCUCGAGACCGACCUACUACGGUAUUCGUCUCGCGGGGUACAACGGAACACCCGGCUUGUUCAUGUCAAAAUUGACGACGCUGAUGCGGUGUUCCCCGUGGUUGCCGAACUAGAGACCAACGGUGAGCGGCGUACGGUACGGUCAAAGUACUUGGUCGGGGCGGAUGGGGCGCACUCGAUGGUGCGCCGGUGCAUGGGCCUGCAGUUGGUCGGCGAGUCGCUGGAUCAUAUCUGGGGUGUCGUUGACCUGGUGGUUGACACGGAUUUCCCGGACAUCCGGCGACGGUGUGCUAUUCAUUCGCCGGCGGGGUCAGUGAUGGUCAUUCCGCGCGAGCGGAUCGCGACGGGGGAUUACCUGACUCGCCUGUAUGUGCAGGUCCCUGAGGAAGGGGCCCCAGAGGAUGAGGAUGUUGAUGAGAACCAGCAGCCGGUAAAUGAGGCAGCCGCGAAGGAAGAUGCGCGAGCUCGCAGAAGCAAAGUGACUUUAGAAAGCAUCUUUCAACAUGCGGCCGAUGCAUUCCAGCCAUACUACAUCCAGCCAAAGAAGGGCGGGGCAGUAGACUGGUGGGCGGCGUACCAGAUCGGUCAACGAGUCUCAGAUCGGUUCACUGUCAAGGAUUCCAAGGGAAUCGAGCGGGUGUUCAUUGUGGGAGAUGCCUGUCAUACACACAGCCCAAAGGCUGGCCAAGGCAUGAAUGUCUCGAUGAUGGACUCAUACAACCUUGCCUGGAAACUCGCCUACGUGGUCAACGGGCUCACCCCGGGCUCAACAAACCCCCCAGCUCCAGAUCCCAUCCUCGCAACCUACCACUCAGAACGCCACACCAUCGCUCACCAGCUCAUCGAGUUCGACCGCGCCUUCUCCUCCAUGUUCUCCGGCAAGAUAGGCAACGGCGAAGACAGCCUCCCCGGACUUACCCACGACCAGUUCCUCGAGGUCUUCAGCACAGGCAACGGCUUCACCAGCGGUUGUGGAAUUGAAUAUCCGGAGAGCCUGAUCGUACAACAACAGCAACAGCAACAACAAACAAAACCAAAAAGUACCAUAGCUGCAGCUGCAGCUACCACUCCUAGAAACCCGAUCCAAGGCACCGACUACCUUAGCGGCAUUCUGCGCCCCGGCCGAAGACUACUAAACGUGACUUACAAGCGUCACGCAGAUGGAAACAGACGAAACUUGCAUGAUGACUUCCUCUCGACCGGCCGCUUCCGCCUCCUCGUCCUAACCUCUGUCGACCUUCUCAACCCCAAAGGCACUUCCGCACAAACUCUACGGGUCCUCGGCUCGCAGGUCCUCCCCAAGUACCCAACCUCCGCGAUUGAGCAAGUCGUCAUCCACCCGCGCCUAUCCCGGGACUUCACGUGGCGGGAUACGCCCGAGGAGCUGAAGCGGCAUUCCGAGAUGCGGUUCUACAGUGGCUAUGAACUGGAUGAUGUAUAUACCAUCUACGGGGUGGAUCCGGCGCAUGGGGCGGUGGCCGUGGUUCGGCCGGACGGGUACGUGGGGGUGGUGGCUACGCUGGGGGAUGUGACACCGGUGGAUGCGUUCUUGGAAGAGUGUUUGGUACGAGUUUAG
Messenger RNA from Aspergillus uvarum CBS 121591, 2040 nucleotides. Its product is annotated as putative phenol monooxygenase. The transcript is spliced from 4 exons. Gene Ontology annotation, molecular function: FAD binding. Bases 1 to 2040 code for a protein of 679 amino acids. NCBI's taxonomy places the organism in Eukaryota, Fungi, Ascomycota, Eurotiomycetes, Eurotiales, Aspergillaceae. The record is from RefSeq and is a predicted model, not a curated record.